CCCCCGGGCCCACCAGCCCAACUUGCCACUGCCGGCCUGACCUCUCUCCCAGCGCUGCUGCCCAGACGUUAGGCUCUAAGCCCAGGACCUCAGGAUGGGGGAUGACGAGAAGAAAAACAGGGCCAUGACGGCCCGCAGACAACACCUGAAGAGUGUCAUGCUCCAGAUUGCGGCCACAGAGCUGGAGAAGGAAGAAAGUCGCCGGGAGUCGGAGAAGCAGAACUACCUGGCGGAGAACUGCCCCCCGCUGCACAUCCCCGGCUCCAUGGCCGAGGUGCAGGAGCUCUGCAAACAGCUGCACGCCAAGGUGGACAAGGCAGAGGAGGAGAAAUAUGACAUGGAGAUGAAGGUUCAGAAGAGCACCAAGGAGCUGGAGGACAUGAACCAGAAGCUGUUUGACCUGAGAGGCAAGUUCAAGAGGCCGCCGCUGAGAAGGGUGCGCAUGUCGGCCGACGCCAUGCUCAAGGCACUGCUGGGCUCCAAGCACAAGGUGUGCAUGGACCUGAGGGCCAACCUGAAGCAGGUCAAGAAGGAGGACACAGAGAAGGAACGAGACCUGCGUGACGUGGGUGACUGGAGGAAGAACAUCGAGGAGAAGUCUGGCAUGGAGGGCCGUAAGAAGAUGUUCGAGUCUGAGUCCUAGGUUCCCUGCUGCCUGGUGGCCGGGGGGGUGCUCUGGGCUCCCAGCACAGAGUGCAGGAGAACAGGCCGACAGAGCCAGCCGGGAGGACCAGGCUCAUCUCAGCUGUCAAUAAAGGCUUCCAACCUCAA
Molecule: messenger RNA, 771 nt
Organism: Hipposideros armiger (great roundleaf bat)
Lineage: Eukaryota; Metazoa; Chordata; Mammalia; Chiroptera; Hipposideridae
Gene: TNNI2
Product: troponin I2, fast skeletal type
Exons: 8
Coding region: 95-643 (182 amino acids)
Biological process (GO): cardiac muscle contraction; skeletal muscle contraction
Cellular component (GO): troponin complex
Source: RefSeq, a predicted model, not a curated record